UGAUUAAAAAGUCCGAAACUUUGCUCUGAAAGUAUCGAUCAGAUUUAUACUACAGUUGCUUCGUAUUUAAACCGCCCGGGGUUUAUUUCAGAGCUUUACUUAUAGUAUUUGGACUUUUUACUUUUGAUUUGUCGAUGUGUUCUCGUGACAAAGUUGUCUUUACGUGUGCGUAGAUCUGCAGGCGUCUCCUCAGCAAACUCAGACAAGUCUGUCACACACUGGCACCAAGUAGCCCACUUUCCUUAAUAUUCUCGGCACAAUCAAGUUAGCAGAGCACUGAUAACAUCAACAAACACCUCGUUGUUGCAGCUGAGAUGAUCCACAGUCUGUUCCUGAUUAAUCACUCUGGAGACAUCUUCCUGGAGAAACACUGGAAGAGUGUCAUCAGCCGGAGUGUGUGUGAUUACUUUUUCGAGGCGAAGGAGAAGGCGGUGGACCCGGAGGAUGUGCCCCCCGUCCUGCAGACCCCGCACCACUAUCUUAUCACCAUUUACAGGGGAAAGCUCUUCUUCCUCUCUGUCAUCCAGACUGAAGUCCCUCCACUGUUUGUCAUUGAGUUCCUGCACAAAGUUGCAGACACUUUUCAGGACUACUUUGGAGAGUGCUCAGAAAGUGUAAUCAGUGAGAAUGUGGUGACAGUGUACGAGCUGUUGGAGGAGAUGCUGGACAACGGCUUUCCACUAGCAACGGAGUCGAACGUCCUCAAAGAGAUGAUCAGGCCUCCCACCAUCCUGCGAUCAGUUGUCAACACGCUCACAGGAGGAAGUAAUGUUGGAGAUAAAUUACCAACAGGUCAACUGUCCAGUAUCCCAUGGAGGCGGGCUGGAGUUAAAUACACCAAUAAUGAGGCAUAUUUUGAUGUGAUAGAGGAAAUAGAUGCCAUUGUGGACAAAUCAGGUACGACAGUAUUUGCAGAGAUCCAGGGUGUAAUUGAAGCCUGUGUGAGGCUCACUGGGAUGCCUGACCUGACUCUGUCCUUUAUGAAUCCUCGUCUUCUCGAUGACGUGAGUUUCCACCCGUGUGUGCGAUUUAAGCGCUGGGAGUCGGAGCGCGCUCUCUCUUUCAUCCCGCCAGAUGGAAACUUCACUCUCAUGAACUAUCAUGUCAGCUCUCAAAAUCUCGUGGCCAUUCCAGUGUACGUGAAGCAGAGCAUCAGUUUCUUUGAGUCUGGACCUUGUGGUCGCCUGGACAUCACGAUUGGACCCAAACAGACCAUGGGGAAGACGGUGGAGGCCUUAAUGGUCAAAAUCCACAUGCCCAAAGCUGUGCUCAGUGUCAACCUCACAGCCACACAGGGAAACUACACUUACGACCUCCCUACCAAGGUGGUGGUUUGGGACAUUGGGAAACUGAACCCCCAGAAGCUUCCUAACUUGAAAGGCAGUCUGAGUCUGCAGGCAGGAGCCCCCAAACCUGAAGAUAACCCAUCAAUCAACAUUGACUUGAAGAUUCAGCAGGUGGCCAUAUCAGGUCUGAAGGUGAACCGUCUCGACAUGUUUGGAGAGAAGUACAAGCCGUUUAAAGGGGUCAAGUAUGUGACUAAAGCGGGGAAAUUCCAAGUGCGGACCUGAGGAAUGACUGUUGGAGGUCGAAGAUCAGCAAUGCAAUGUGCCAAAUAGGGGACAAGGUUAUCAAUACUCCAAUAUGUCUUACAGACCCUCUGUCUCAAUGUUAUUAAUUAACAGUUAUUUAUUAUGUGUCCUGUAAAGGGAAGCCUUAAUAAUCAAUGUGACCAUGUGGAAGUGCUUAUAGUUUCUGUCCAGUUUCAAUGUGCUGCAUUGUGUGAACCAUUCCUGCUUUCUUUUUGGACUAUUUCUGUUUUCUGUUUUAACACUUUCAGAGUGUUGCCUAAGGGGAAUAUUUUCGGUUUGAAAAGGGACACUCACGGCUCACCGCCUCCUCCUCACUACUUCAACACACCUUUACAAUCUUACUUGCAUGUUUCCUGAGAGUAAGCAGCCAUGCCUUUUGAAAACCUUUUUACUGAGUUGCUUAGUAUCCGCAGUGUGUAUUGAGGCACUGUCUUUAGUGUUUUUGCACACAUUCAAUCUUUAAUGUGGCCUUCGUUAAGGUGCUUUCUAAAGCACACUACAGCACAAACUUAAUGUUAUGGAGGCCUAAGGAGAGGUACAUUUUUCAAAAUAUAUCUAUAUCUAAGGUACAUAGUUUGACUUAGAAAGUACAACUAUCUGCAGGGUCGAGAUACAAGUUAGUGAUUCUAGUAGUCGGUUGGGAAAAGUUUUCUCUUUGGUGAAAUCUACAAAAUCCUCACUUAAUCUUGAAUGCAACUUCUUCAUUCAGCACAAGAUUUGCACAAUCAAUUGUUCACAGAAAAAAAAAAUACUACUUGUAUGAAGUUGAAUAUGUAUUUCAGUGUAUAUGAAGUUUUAUAAAAGCUUUCA
This is a messenger RNA of Anoplopoma fimbria (sablefish), 2402 nucleotides long. RefSeq names its product adaptor related protein complex 3 subunit mu 1 (gene ap3m1). NCBI's taxonomy places the organism in Eukaryota, Metazoa, Chordata, Actinopteri, Perciformes, Anoplopomatidae. The transcript has 9 exons. Bases 315 to 1571 code for a protein of 418 amino acids. Gene Ontology annotation, cellular component: clathrin adaptor complex; cytoplasmic vesicle. The record is from RefSeq and is a predicted model, not a curated record. Gene Ontology annotation, biological process: intracellular protein transport; endocytosis.